This is a messenger RNA of Linum trigynum, 414 nucleotides long. The record is from the annotation of a GenBank genome assembly. Lineage: Eukaryota; Viridiplantae; Streptophyta; Magnoliopsida; Malpighiales; Linaceae.
AUGUUACCUCCAAAUCAACCAGCUCCUAGGUAUCCAUGGGAUAAUCACCGCAUUAAGCUUCUGUGGAUUGUCAUGGGUCUCGUGCAUGAAGUGCUCACCCUAUCCCAAUUCAACUAUUAUUUCUGGGUUCGGAUUGGCAUCCACCACCCGGUGAUUCUUGUUACAAGGAGCAGCACCAAUUUUUUGGUUGCUCUUGCGGUUUACAGCAGCUUGGGUGGGUGGGUUCCGGGCCUUGAUUUAGCCUUAUGCUCCAGGUUAGGGUCAGACAAAUACUCCCCGUUUGUCAUGCUGCCAAGUGGAGACUCGGCACGAGAAGCUCUCCCAGCCGUAACCUUGCAUGUAUCACCAGCGGGAGCAGUCAUGCAAUGUGCAUGUAUGGGAGGGGAAAUAGAGUGGGGCUCCUCUUCAGUUUAA